AUGGUUUUGAGGGAGUUUCUAGGUUUGUGAAAGGGGGUAUAUUAAGUCGCUCUGUCUCUUCUCUGCGUUCUUUUGUCUAUCCAUCCAUCCAGAUGCGGCCAAACUUAGGAUAUAUCUACUCCUUAACAUAAUUCGGGAUUUUAAAUCUGUCCUCUCCAAUUUGAUAAAGACGACUCACUCAAAUAAUACAGUCAGGGGAAACUGUCGAUAUGUUUUUCCAACCCCUCACCUCGAUCCUUGCGUCACAACAGUAGCAACAUCCCACUUCACGUUGUCCUACCCAGCAGCGAGAGGCGAUCCCUUCGCAAAAGGAGCAUCCGAACUGAUCUAUCCAUGUCCGUUCACCCCCUUUCACCUCUCAACAUCCUCAAAUUUCCCACUCCAACCACACCUCCUCCAAAUCUUUAAUCCCAUACAUAUACUACUCAUACCCAGGCGCAAACAUCAGCCAAACCCCCUCCACACCCCGCACCCUCUGGCCCUUAAACGGCGGCGCCAUAUCCGUCGACUUGCACCACCCCUGGACAUACCUAUCCAUCAACCUCGGACUCGGGGGCUCCAACCCCGAUUUCAACAUCUCGCUUACGCCCGAAUUGCUAUAUGUCACGGGAAAUGGAACAUAUUGUUUGCCUUUGGUGAAGCUACCGCUCAAUCUGGUGGUUGUUGAUGGACAGGAGGCGAGUGUGCAGGUUUUUACGAGUGAUGACAGUGGACAGGCUUUGUAUAAUGUGAGUAUAUACAACCCUUUCUUUUUUAGGGGAGGGAAGAAAUGGGGCUGUGGAAAUGUGAAGGGCUAAUGGUGGAUUAGUGUGCGGAUAUUACGUUUGCCAGAGAUGCGAUGGCACCUGCGCCGGAGGUUUGUGUGAACGGGACGGGGGUUACGGGGGUUAUUCUUAGGCAGUGUUUACAAUUUAGUGCGGGUUGCUCGGAGGAGUUUUAG
Molecule: messenger RNA, 940 nt
Organism: Hymenoscyphus albidus
Lineage: Eukaryota; Fungi; Ascomycota; Leotiomycetes; Helotiales; Helotiaceae
Source: the annotation of a GenBank genome assembly